Molecule: messenger RNA, 2969 nt
Organism: Macrobrachium nipponense
Lineage: Eukaryota; Metazoa; Arthropoda; Malacostraca; Decapoda; Palaemonidae
Product: dimethyladenosine transferase 2, mitochondrial-like
Biological process (GO): rRNA methylation; transcription initiation at mitochondrial promoter
Cellular component (GO): mitochondrial matrix
Molecular function (GO): mitochondrial transcription factor activity; rRNA (adenine-N6,N6-)-dimethyltransferase activity
Source: RefSeq, a predicted model, not a curated record
CUCUCUCACAGGAAGUCGCUAUGUGUCCAAGUCCAGUUGAUGAUAAAGAGAAUAAUUCAGUGAUAAGUGAUUUACUUGUGUAUGAAAGAAGAAAGCAGUUAAAGUCAAAUGUAAAGUUGUCUAAUGAUGAUACUAAUGGGGAAGUGAGAAAAAGAGAUGUUUACAAUAAAAAGAGAGACAAAUUAGGUAGUGGUAAUGUGGCUCUGAACAGUGACCAACAGAGGAUUAUAAACUUGAUGAAAGCUGUAAAAUUCAAGAACUUAUGUUACAUUGUUAGACAGGAUGCUGCUGAUACACUUGUAGAACAUUUGAAGAAAGACCUAAGAGAAGGAGAUGUAAUAGCCGAAGCUAAUCUUGGACCUGGUGUUCUUACAAAAACUAUUCUUGAACAAACAGUGCAUAAAGUUAUAGGAUAUGAACCAAACACAGAGUUUUUAAUGCAUUUACGAUCAGAAAUGACUGGGUAUUCUGGCCGUUUAGAACUGCUUUGUCUCGAUCUCUUUAAGUUCUAUUGGUAUUAUACAUUGAAUAAACGAGAACCAGAACGAGAAGGGGAGACAGAUAGGCUAGCACAACUCUUAGAACCUCUCCUUAUUAAGGAGGAACAAGCAUCCUCUGUGAGGAUUGUAGCCUCGAUAAGUGAAAUGUCAGUCCUUCAUAAGUUAACACUUAGUUAUACAUUUCAAUUGUUGUUUUUUCACAAAGACAUAUUUCCUAUUCUUCUGUAUUUAUAUGUGCCAGAUCAUGUACAUGAACACUUAACAUCAUCCUCUCGAAACAUUACGAGUAAGAGGUUGACAGUACCUUUUGCUUUUUACUUUGAUAUCGAGCAUCUUGACACAGCCCUAAAUAGCAGUUUCUACUCACCACACUUAAGAAGUAAGAAGUUCAAGAACAAAGAGAAUACCUUCCAUUUAAUGAAGAUUACGCCAAGAGAAAAUGUGCAAGAAAUUGUUGCCAAACAUGAACUCCCUACUUUUCAUUACUUCAUGAGGUGCUUAAUCAAUGCAAAAUCUGGAGAAUCGCUUAUAUUUCAUAUGGAGAAGUGGAUUCCAGGUUGUGGAAUUGACUAUAUUAAGAAUGGAUUCCGUAUGUUCGUGCAUCCUCGUGAACUCACAACAGAACAGCUUUUGGCAGCUUACAGAUUGUUCACAAGUUUAUCAUCAUUUAAAGAAUGUAUGUUUCACCAGUUUUGUAAGAAUUGGACAAUUCAGUUUGGACUGAAGGAUGAUGAUACACCUCAGAAAAUGGAAACAGACGAUGCCACAGAUAAAGAGGUGGAAUUGUUCGAUGAUGUACAUGAAAGUGAUGAAGAUGAAUUUGUAAAAAUAAAAAGAUAAGGAUCAUUAAUUAAAACACAUAUUUUGUUUGUAGUUUACAAUUUCAAAAUAUAUAUAUAUAUAUAUAUAUAUAUAUAUAUAUAUAUAUAUAUAUAUAUAUAUAUUACUGCAUUGUACAGCUAUGAUCCAAUGUGAGACGACAUGAUUGUUUUUAUAUAGUUCAAAUUCUCAGACUCACGUAAUGUUGCCAAGUAGUGUUAAUUAUUUUUUUCCAAAUGUCAUACAUGUCAACAAGUUUGCAAAUUCACAGCUUGCACUAUUUUCCCAAUGGUUAUAUAAAUAUUAUACCUUUUAUUUACUGGUAUAAUUCAUAACUAGUAUGAUUUGAUCUGAAUUUUUUUUUUUUUUUUUUAUUUAUAGCUCAAAGCACGGUGUGAUAAGGUUAGGGGUCCCGUCAAUAGACCUAAUAAGCUUAACAGUCAUAACAUUUCAAAAUAAGAAUAUUAAUUAGUUUUCUUUGAAUGAAGUUUUAGGCUGUGUUCAAGCUGCCUGUCCAAAAUUAUUCAUAGGCCUAAAAAAAUAAUGUAAGUGUUCUGAGAUGUAAUCUGUUACUAAAUUUUUUUUAGAGAUUUUUGUUUAUUUGUUUGUUUGGUGUUUUUAUGGUGCAUGGAACCAGUGGUUAUUCAGCAACAGGACCAACGGGUUUACAUGACUUACGAACCACAGUGGAAUACGAACCACAGUGGAAUGCCCAAGAAUCGAGCUCGCGGCCACUGAGGUGGUAGGCCAAGCCCAUACCAACCACGCCACUGAGGCACUUUUGUAUUACCUGUUCUUUAAAAAAAAAAAAAAAAAAAAAAAAAUUAAUUAUACAAAGAUGGCUAUUAAUCGAAAUAUAAGUAUGACUGUAAAGGCCCAUGGAACAUUUUUUUUUGCUUUUUAAGUCUAAUUUAUUCAUUCAUAAGGUAACUUGAAGUGCAAGAAUGUUUAGUUAACUUUAUCUGCUUUCUGGCCAGAAAUCUGGCCAGAAAUUAUUAAUAGUAUAGUGAUGCAAGUGUAAUUUAAUAAUAGUAUAUAAAGAAAUUAACACACCUAGGCCUAGGAAAAACAAUCUUAGCUUUAACAAAAGAAUAAUUGCACAGGCAAAUAUUUGCUAGUGAGCCAUAACUUUUGAAGUUAAGAAAUAUAACUUGAAUCAUUUUAUUUUUAUUAAAAUCCAAAUAUUCCUCUAACAUAUAAAAUGUAUGGUUUCAAUAAUUUAAUUGUCACUACUCAUUGUAGACCUAUGUUACACCAGGUAGUUUGUGUUGUGCUCCCACUCUUAAUAGUUGCUUCACACACACUCCACUCACCUGUUGAUAUCAAUUGAUGCAGUCUACUUUCGUAUUUACUUAUUUACAUUUUUUCAGCAAUGAGGCAUAAAACCAAUCAAAUACGACUAUUUCAAAUUUUAUGAUUGCGUUGGAAGUAAUACUGAUGUUAUGACUUUUUUUUUCCUUCAACAUUUGAAAUGAAGUUUGAUUUUUUUUUUUUUUUGUCAAUUGCAUUGGCGAUGUGUGAACAAAAGUUUGGAAGAUGUUUUGUAACAGUUUUCCUGAAAUUUGGCCAUACGAUAUUUUCUUACAAUUUUGAAAUAUAGGACAGAUUUCACUCAUCAAACAUAUUAUGACCUUAUUGUAUGAAAUAAUC